AUGGAGGUUUUGAGAAUGCCUGAUGAACUGAUUGUCAUUGGUCAUAGUUCUUUUUCCCCUUCUUUUAAUGCUUCAAAAGACUUGUAUAAAUUAGGGGUGUUUAUCCAAACUGCCAAACAAUACAAACUGUCCACCGCACUGCAAAGCGUGGUUCAAAGUAUUUGCAGUGUGGACCUGAUAUUUGAAGAUCGGAGAACCAGCACCCACUCCAGAUCGAGCUAUGGUGGAGGUGGUGUUGGUGUUGGUGGUCGAGAUGCUAGCCCAGACUCUCAUUUGUCGGGACGUGGUUUCCGUGAUUCCUUCUCCUCGAGGGGUCCAGAUCCAGAUCCAAACAAUAAUUCCACAGUGCUUAGGAGCGGAGGUCAGCACCCAAUAAGCAAAAAAGUGGAAAAAGCAAAAGCUAUAAUAGAAUAUACUGAUGCAGAAACAGAUGGGGAGAAUAAUCAAACCCUAGACUCAGCAAGAAGCUCCUUCUCUCAAGCUCUAAAAGAAUGCCAGAACCGGAAGUCAAGAUCUGAAAUUCUGUUAAGGAAGUCUGACAGGAGCAGACCUACUUCUUUGGAUCUGAACAAUCAAGCUAUAAAUGUCACUAGUUCUUCUCCGAGACUUGCUAUGAGAAACUCUAUAUCAAACCGACGAACUAGUAUGUUCCCAAGUCCAGUAACGCCAAAUUAUCGUCCUGCAAGCAACGGGUUUCAGAAAGGUUGGAGUUCAGAACACGUGCCUUCACAUAUAAAUACUAACAGGAGGCAAGUGAGUUCUGCAUUGAUGUCUUAUAACAGUGGAAGGACAUUGCCUUCCAAAUGGGAAGAUGCCGAGAGGUGGAUAUGCAGUCCAGUUGCAGGAGAUGGUGCUUUGAAGCCUUCGGUUCAACAGCGGCAAAGGCGACCCAAGUCAAAAAGUGGCCCGCUUGGGCCUCCUGGAUCUGCAUACUACUCCAUGUAUUCCCCAGCAGUGCAUAUGUUUGAUGGAGGAAAUGUUGGAAGUUUAGUUACUGGAUCACCAUUUUCAAGUAGAGUAAAUGCUGGUGAUGGUUUGUCAAUUCGAUAUCAUGAGCGGCAAGACAGCAGUGGGAACUUUCCUUCAUUGACUGAGCCUUGUAUGGCAAGGUCAGUCAGUGUACAUGGUUGCUCUGAAUCGUUGAGUCAGUCAUUGUUGCGUAUAACUCAAGAUGGUAAAAUUGGUUGUGUUAUGGAUGCUGCUACAAACAUCUCUCGUGAUGUUUCUCGGAGAGAUAUGGCAACCCAAAUGAGCCCUGAGGGUAGUCCCUACUCAUCUCCUAGGAGGAGGAACUCUAUCUCCCUGCCAAGUUCUAUACUAGCUGUUGCAGAAUUGCAGCAGACCCAUUCCUCUAAAGCAGAUGUCAGGGAUGUACAGGUAGAUGAUCAGGUCAGUUUGUCAAGAUGGUCUAAGAAAAGUAGAGCUAGAAUUCCAGGUAGGAGGUCUGGGUCAGAACUGGUGGAUGACUGGAAAAGAAAAGCUCUGGAGGUUCGAUCUGCAGAGUGGGAAGUUUCAGAGAUGACAAAGAGCCUUUCAAUGGUUAAACGGGAGGAAGCUAAAAUUACUGCUUGGGAGAACCUGCAGAAGGCAAAAGCAGAAGCAGCUAUAAGGAAACUUGAGAUGAAAUUGGAAAAGAAGAGAUCAUCCUCCAUGGAUAAGAUCAUGAACAAACUACGAUCAGCUCAGAAAAAGGCGCAAGAAAUGAGAGGGUCGGUUUUAUCAAACCAGUCUCAUCAAGUUCCUAGAUCAUCUUCUUCUUCACACAAGGCCAUCUCGAUCAUCAGGACUCCACAGAUAGGCUCUUUAAGUGGCUGCUUUACCUGCCAUGCAUUUUGACAAGCUAUUUGUGGUCAUAAAAAUAGGUAAUUUUCUUUGCUGUCUACCAAUGUACUUAAAUCUUUGUUUGUGAAUGCCUGAUAUCAUUCAUUU
Cynara cardunculus var. scolymus (artichoke) is the source of this 1929-nucleotide messenger RNA. RefSeq lists its product as uncharacterized. The record is from RefSeq and is a predicted model, not a curated record. Bases 1 to 1836 code for a protein of 611 amino acids. NCBI's taxonomy places the organism in Eukaryota, Viridiplantae, Streptophyta, Magnoliopsida, Asterales, Asteraceae. The transcript is spliced from 8 exons.